Molecule: messenger RNA, 589 nt
Organism: Pygoscelis adeliae (Adelie penguin)
Lineage: Eukaryota; Metazoa; Chordata; Aves; Sphenisciformes; Spheniscidae
Gene: MRPL50
Product: mitochondrial ribosomal protein L50
Exons: 2
Coding region: 1-471 (156 amino acids)
Cellular component (GO): mitochondrion; mitochondrial large ribosomal subunit
Source: RefSeq, a predicted model, not a curated record
AUGCUGCGCCUGAAGCAGCUGGCGGCUGUGCCCAGGCUCCUUACGUUUCUCUUGGACAGAAGCGUUUGUGACCGGAGAAGGAAGAAGGAAAAAGAAGUAGAAGCAGACAAAAUAAUUCAUGAAGAGAAAACUGAACCCAGCCUGAUCUGUCCCCCACCACGCAGCAGAAACUAUCUUCCUCCAGAGGAUAUACAGAGCUGCCUUGAGUCUCAUGUCAAGGAGAUUUUUGGACCCUCGCUUCCCGAUAAUUGGCAGCAGACACCCCUCAAAGAAAAUAGGUUAAAGUAUCGCCUCCUGGCUCAGCUGGCAGCAGAACUUGGUCAUGCGGUCCCCAAUUCACAGCUCCACCUGAUGCACAGUGCUGGGGAUGUCUUGAAUUUCUAUAGCACUCCUGUGAAGGAUGCGUCCAAGUUCGAUGAGCUGUGCGCUGCAGAGCUACCCCCAAACCUGAAGAUUACCUGGGAGCAGUGAGUCGCACCAUGAAGCAUCGCUUUGCUCUGCUUGUGUUCUUAAGGCAGGACUGCAGAGCUCUUUCAUUCCGGUAGCAACUGAAUAAAUAUCACUAAUAAAAGUUCAUUUAGUUGUCCUC